Messenger RNA from Prorocentrum cordatum, 1787 nucleotides. Lineage: Eukaryota; Dinophyceae; Prorocentrales; Prorocentraceae. The record is from the annotation of a GenBank genome assembly.
GGCUGAGGAGCAAAAGCCAAGCAAUCCGUGCGGAGCUCCGAGAAAGCACGCUUGUGCCAUUCGUUGUUCGUCUAGGCCGGUGCCCUGGCGCGCGGCCUGCCGGCGGCGGCUCGGCAGGAGGUGCCGGGCUGCCGCGCCGUGGCGCCCGCGCCAGGCUUCGUGUCUUGCGGCCUCAGGCUGGGCGCGGCCGCGGGAGUUGUGGCCGCGGCGCGGUGGCUGCUGAGCGUGGAGACGGAGUUCGUCAAGGACGGCGCGAAGAGGGUGCUCCUGUGCGUGGCCCUCGGGCUCUUCCUCAGCCUGAAUCCGGCCAGCCCGUCGACCGCGGCCUUCAGCAUCGCAGCCACCACGACGCUCGGGCUCCUGGUCACGCCGGUGUCGCCGCCUACCGUCGCGCUGAUCGGCCUCGCAGCUGCCACGCUCGUGGGCACCAUGAAGGUGGGCACGGCGCUCAGCGGAUUCGGCGCGCCGCUGCUCUGGCUGGGGCUGCUGGUGCCGGUGUGCGCGAAGGGCUUCGGGAACAUCCGGGGCAGCAUCCACAACCUGGUGGGGAAUGUCAUCGACAAGGUGCCAGUAGUCGGCACCUCGUGGGCGCACUCGAUCGCAGACGUGGUGACGUCGCCGCUGCAGUGCGGGAAGGGCGACGGCCUGGCGAAGUCUCUGUUCCUGACGGGCUCCAACACGAGCCUGCUGGCGGCCGGCCUGGGCAUCGGCUGCCUCGGUGUGCAGGGCCUGGGGGUGCAGGAGUGGACGCAGCUGUCGCUGCCCCUGCUGCUCGUCCUGGCACUGAGGCCCUUCCUGCAGAGGGUUUGGAUGGUGACUGGACUCAGCCAGGAGGGCAUGCCGGCAGCGGCUGACAAGCCAAAGUACACGUUCGGCUUCGACGACUUUCUCCGGACCGUCCUCUUCGCAUGGGCCAUCACCUGCGCUGGCUUCCUGCGCUCCGUCCAGCCGGUAGCUGCCCUCCUGGGCGUGUUCGGCAUCAUGUCGCUUCGCGGGAUGGUGAGCUUCAAGGACAUCGACGAAGAGCAGUUUGGAAACCUCACCGUUUUCGCCUCCCUGGUCGUGCUCUCAGGGGGCAUCGGCAGCGUCUACAUGCGCUUGGGCGGCUUCCUGGCCAACUUCCUCCGCUCCGCGGCCGUGCUGCCAAGUGGCCUGCACACCUGGGCGCUGAUCGCGGCCUACUUGGGCCUCAGACGCUUCUUCGCGAGGGCGGAGCUGCACGUGGCCACCCUGCUGCCCACGUUUGCCGCCGCGCUCGCCCACUGUGGGAUGAGCCCCGGCCUGGCCAUCGUGACCCUCGCGCUGACCUCGAACCUGGGCGCCAGCGGCCAGAGUGCCCAAGAUGCAUUCAUGCGAUACGUGGAGGUUGUCAUAUCCGGCUGCCUGCGGAGAGUCCCGUGGCUAGUCGUUGCUCUGCCAGUCCUUGGCGCCUUCGUGGUGGAAUUGAUUGAGAACAGGUCUUCCGUCGUCGCCUGGGUAACGAGGUCGAGCAAAACCGGCGCGAAGAAGGUCGAGAAAAAGGUGGAGAAGAAGGCCGAGAAGGAGGGCGAGGGCGACGAGGAGCCCGAGGAGUUUGAAGAUGCAGGAGCCUGAGCGGAAGGCGCGGCGGCGCCGUUGCUUUUCUGCGUUUUUCCAGGGUGUGCCCCCCCCCGCCGCGCGAGCUCGGACCCUAGGCGCUCUCCGCGGCCCUCCGCGGGGCCAGAGCGAUCCAAGGGAUGGGCCCACGCCGGCAGAGAUUUUAUCGCGCGCUUAGACAGGGCCCCAGUGCUCCCAAAAAUCAGAUCCUU